UAACAAAACUUACAAGUUGGAGAUUCCAAUGCAAAAUAUGUCAUCGUUCGAUUGAAUAAGUUAUUUAAUAAUGCAGCAAGGCGUAAAUUGAAAAUUUUACGUUCACAUCGAUCACCGGAUACGGAUUACUGUAAAGCUUCGACCACGAAAUUUUAUGUAUCAUGAUGGCGACAGCCACAGCACCAUCAACCGAGGCGAGCAAAAUGCUUGAGGCUGCAUUGCAGCAAAUGGAUGGCAUUAUAUCGAAUUCAACAACAGCAACAGUUGGUCAGCAGCAAACCCAAGCCCAGAUUCAGCCAGGAUCAGCAACCACAGCUUCGCUGACCAGCUUCUGCGAGCGUAAUUUGAUAUCUGCCACAAAUGUCUUAUCGACAGCUAAGACAUUGGCGCUGGCACUGCAACAAGUUGGUUUGGCAGCGCCCGCUCCCGACCCCGUAACCGCGUCAAUAAUUAGCGAUUGGCUUGAGACGCACAUACCGCGUCAGGAUUCCGAUGAACGCAUGCGUCGCUUGCAGCGCGAUAAAGAAGGAUUGGCCCUGCAGUAUCAAAUGCUGGCGGAACGUGUUUCCGAGCAAGCGGACAGGAUCAUUGAGCUGGAGGGUCUGCUAACCGAAAAAUCGCAGCAGCUUUGCAGCAAAGAGGAUCAGCUGCAGCGGCAAAUGAUUUCGCGAUCUGCGCUGGAGACUCAAAAAUUGGAAUUAAUGAGUGCCUUAAGUGAGCUGAAGCUGCAUCGCACCGCGCUGGAGUGCGAAAACGAGCAGCAUGUCGGUGAGGGCAACGGUUGGGGCGAUGGGAGCAGCAUGCCGUACGGCAGCAUGGGCAACAUAAACCAAAAGAACUACACAACUGACGGUGGCACAAUGGCACCGAAAACUCCACCCUCAGCCUUGCGUCACCAGAUUAAGCCACAAUUUCACAGCUUGCCCAGGUCCCAUGGCGGUGCCAGCAAGCAGACACAUCGCCUGCAGGCUAACAACAAUAACAAUAAUCACACGCUCGACGUGAAUGCCAACAGUAGUGGGAAACAACGUAAUGUGGCUUUCGCAGCUAACGAACAGAUUGUAAUUGGCAAUAGUGUGCAGAAUGAUAGUUCUUUCGCCACGGAGAACGACAUAGACAAAUACUCAGGUUUUAGAUCCCAAUUGCAAUCGACACCCUCGCCAAAGUUGCGCGAGCGUUCUGCGCGCGGAUUGCGUAACAUUUUAGGCAAACUACGUCGCAGCAACAGCAGCAACUGUGAACUGACGGCAUUGGAACAAGCAGAACCAGAGGAGUUUCGUCGUGGUGGAGCGCGUGCAACUGCAGGCGGCCGCAUCGAAUGGGGUGCUCAGACUCCAAUGUUUACUGAUGCCGAUAAGCAUUACAGCACCUGGAACCCACAGGAGGUGUGCAACUGGUUGGCGCAUCUGGGUCUAGGCUAUUAUCAGGAUAACUGUAGGAAAUGGCUGAAAUCAGAUCCGAACGUAUGCUUCUUUACCGCUUCGCCGGUCGACAUCGAACGUGAACUGCACCUGAAGUCAAUACUGCAUAGGAAGAAAAUCAUGCUGGCCAUUGACGACGUAACGCAGAAAGAGUCCGAUGAACUGACGCUCAAGGCUGCCUGGUUGGAUGUGGGCUGGGUGCUGCGUUGGCUCGAUGACAUUGGUCUGCCACAGUAUAAGGAUCACUUUCUGCAGGCCAAAGUCGAUGGUCGGAUGCUGCACCGCUUAACACUGGAGGAUCUUUCGCAAUUGCAUGUCAGCUCGUGCUUGCAUAUCGCAUCACUGCGUUGUGGUAUUCUUUGCAUGCGAAACAUUCGCUGGGAAGCCGAUCGUCUAAUUCGUCGCUCAACCAAGUUGAGUGAGCAGAACGAUGAGGCUAUCAGUUCCGAUAAGGAGAGCGUAGAUCUGUGGACGGCCCACCGUGUCAUGGAGUGGCUAAAGACCAUAGAUUUAUCAGAGUAUGCGCCAAAUCUACGCGGUGCUGGAGUCCAUGGCGCAUUGAUGAUCUACGAGCCGCGAUUCAAUGCCGAUUUGUUGGCCGAUUUACUCUCAAUACCGCCGAGUAAAUCCCUGCUUCGUCGCCAUUUAGCGAUGCAUUUCAAGGAAUUAGUAGGACGAACAAUUAUACAUGGUAAACGAGAUGCCGAAGCAGCUCCUGGCUAUCUGCCACUGACGAUCACUGCCAAAUUGAAGCCACCGAAACGCUCUCAAUUUACUCUCAAACGUCGUAAGAGCACAAAGGGGCAUACUGAUGUCGAUUGGUUGGAUUUUGUUUGCCCAAUGAAUGCCGUUGUGCCUGCUCUGUCAAUAUCAGAGGGGACUAAGGAUCACGACGGUUCGUUGAGCUCCAACUAAACGUUUUAAGUACACGAAGAAAUUGAUUACCCGAAAACUGAUGAACUAACGAAUUAAGCAACAACCAAACAAACAGACUUACAGACACUGGAACUGUAUUUAGUAAGAAUUUAACUUGGCACGGGAUGUGACGCCAAACUUGAAGCAAUAAUUUUUCGUUUCGAUUUAUCGAACAUUUAUCAAUUACGUAUUAACCAUGCAGGCAGCUAAAUGCACAAACUACUAAUACAUACCUUUCUGAAAAUUGCACUUUAUUUUAUAUAAACAUACAUAUGCACUAUUAUUAUAUUAACUAACAAUAAGACGACUUGACCAUUAACGUCUUCCAAAAGUAUGCCUAAUGAUGGAAAACUGAAGUAUUUGAAUGAGCAUAUUACCGACCUGGAAAACAAGCCAAAGUCUGGCAUGACGCACAAUAACUGAGUUUAUAAACUUUUUAUACUAACACUGAAUUGUACGUAUUAGCCCGAUAUUUAACAAGUAAAUAACGCCUUAUACAUUUUGUACCGAAAAUGAA
This is a messenger RNA of Drosophila grimshawi, 2853 nucleotides long. It is a transcript of the gene Liprin-beta, whose product is annotated as liprin-beta-2. The transcript is spliced from 4 exons. Lineage: Eukaryota; Metazoa; Arthropoda; Insecta; Diptera; Drosophilidae. Gene Ontology annotation, biological process: neuromuscular junction development. Gene Ontology annotation, cellular component: presynaptic active zone. The record is from RefSeq and is a predicted model, not a curated record. Gene Ontology annotation, molecular function: protein binding. The coding region runs from base 162 to 2336 and encodes 724 amino acids.